Messenger RNA from Colletotrichum costaricense, 996 nucleotides. RefSeq names its product glycoside hydrolase family 43. The transcript has 2 exons. Bases 1 to 996 code for a protein of 331 amino acids. The record is from RefSeq and is a predicted model, not a curated record. Lineage: Eukaryota; Fungi; Ascomycota; Sordariomycetes; Glomerellales; Glomerellaceae.
AUGCGCGUCUUUUCCAUUCUCGCCGCCGUCGCGUCAGCUGCUGUCGUAGCUGGCAACCCUGUAGCCCGCCAAACGUCCAAUUUCGCCGGCUACCUGAUCUCGACCUUCAGCGACGCCAACCCGAAAGUCCAAUUUCACUUGUCGAAUGGCAACAGCGCGUCUAGCUUCAAGUUCCUCAACAAGGGUCAGGCAGUCCUCAUGUCGACCGUGGGUACCAAGGCUGUCCGUGAUGUCUACCUGACAACAAACCCCUCGCGAUCAGAAUGGUACAUAAUUGCCACUGAUCUUGAUAUCAAUGCUUCUGGCUUCAACUGGGACAAAGCCACGAGAACUGGUAGCAGGGGCAUCGUUGUCUGGAAGUCCGCCAACCUCGUUGACUGGUCUGCUCCCACGCUAAGAAUCGUGGAAGCCGACACCGCUGGCAUGGUCUGGGCCCCGUCAGCCGUUUGGGACGAUGCAAAGGCUCAUUGGUACGUCUUCUGGUCCGCCCGACACUACCGGUCCACCGACACGGCCCACACCGGCACGGCAACGCUCGACCGAAUCCGAUACACCACGACAAAGGACUUUGUCACCUUCAGCCCGGCCCGAGACUAUCUUGCCUUAGCGGACACUCCCCUCAUCGACCAGGAGUUCCAGUACUUGGGCACAUCUGGCGCCUAUGCCCGCUUCCUGAAGAACGAGACUACCAACCAAGUCUACCAAGAGGUCACUUCGAAUGGCAUCUUUGGCACUUGGAAUCGCAUUCCUGGCUACGUCAGAAAUGAGAGCCCUCGCGAGGGACCUGCCUCGUAUGCCGACAACACCACCCCCGGGCUGUACCACCUCCUGCUGGAUGACUACACUCAAUAUGUGCCAUUCCAGACCAGCAAUAUUCAGUCGCCUAAUUGGCAGGCUGGUAGCACUUCUGGCUUCCCUUCUGGACUGAAGCAUGGAUCGGUUACGCCCCUCACUCAGACUGAGUGGAACGCGCUGAACUCGAGGUUCCCUGCUUGA